This is a messenger RNA of Hippocampus comes (tiger tail seahorse), 3332 nucleotides long. It is a transcript of the gene tiparp, whose product is annotated as TCDD-inducible poly(ADP-ribose) polymerase. Gene Ontology annotation, cellular component: nucleus. The record is from RefSeq and is a predicted model, not a curated record. NCBI's taxonomy places the organism in Eukaryota, Metazoa, Chordata, Actinopteri, Syngnathiformes, Syngnathidae. Gene Ontology annotation, molecular function: zinc ion binding; NAD+ poly-ADP-ribosyltransferase activity. The coding region runs from base 626 to 2719 and encodes 697 amino acids. The transcript has 7 exons.
CGGCCACCGCUAGACGACUCUUCUCUUGUUCUUGAAUCUCAAGCCCGGAUCUCGAGUCCCACCUCCAGCAGGUUAGGAGGCGGGACCUGUCCCGGCAGAGGAGAGGCAGCAUUGCACAGCACAGCAAUUCCUCUCACAGCUGAGCUCCCUUCGCUGUGCUCACUGAUCGAGUAGUGAUCUCUUUGCUUUGCCAAACGGCCUCAAGGACACAAAGAAACGGCCGGACAUUUGAUCGAGACAAAGCAUGAGAGCGGCGGAGGCAUCAGAGAGACACGACGAAAUUUACCCGGACUACCGUUUCAUCUGCGCGCAUAUAUUGCGGAGCUCUCCAACCGUGCUCCGCCGAUGUGUUCACCGGUUGUAACCUACCAAAGAGCGCCGACAUCUGAGUGGUGGGAGGACUUUAUCUCACAGCACAUUGACGGUGCCGGCUCUCUUUCCAGGAAAGGAAAGGAAAGGAAAGGCGAGUUUUGAGUCAGCAGCGAAGAAACAUAUUAUUCCUUGCUUUAUACGCCAAGAUGACUUCACCUUGUGAAAAGGCUACGAUAUUCUAGGCAUUACCUUUGAUGACUGCCCCUAUCAACUCUUUUUCCCCCCCAGGACCGCCAAGGUUUAGGUGUGGAACAUGGAUAAAACUUUGCACAUUCUACAGAAAUCCACAGACGGUGUACGGACUGGGAUCGCCUUGAAUGUGAGCUUAAAUGUGGAUGAAGGGGAGGACUUCAGAGAGCACUCAAUCGUGGGACUCUCGGACAAAAUACCUUUGGUGAAACCUUAUUUCAAAAAGAAGCAGAGGAAACUAGAUGCCAAAUGCCUUCACCGCGCCUUGGAGGAGCCCAUCCUGACCUCUCUGCUCAGCGGCGACAUAUCGGGGGACGGCGUGUUUGUGCCGCGUAGUCAGGCUGGACGCACGCCGGGGAACCUUUGUGCGGCGGUCGCGGCCAAACAGAACUGCAUCCGACCAGUGUGUGGCCUCAAAGACUCGCCGUCCGCCGACGGCGCCGCAGCAGGGACCGGAGAUGUGGAGAUGGCCGAUACGACUGUGGAGCUGGAGGAAAUGGAGCGCAGAGGGGAGCGACCUAAGGCAGGCCUCAAGGCUGCAGGGAGCACAGGGACAAUAACGUCAGCCAGCAGGGACGUGCCUCCCAUAGUUGCCCCUCAGGCUUCUCGUCAAGAGGGAGCCAUCAAAAGUAAUGACUGCUCAACUCACCCAAAUCCCCUCCCUGUGAAAGACUACGGUGCCCUCCAGGACAGCCACCCCCUACUCGUGCAAGCCCAGCUGCCUGACAAUCGAGUGCUUUUUCAGGACAAAAGUGAAGAGGCCUCUCUGGACUUGGUAUUUGAGCUGCUCACCCAGCUUCAGUAUCACACACACCAGUCAGACUCUGUGGACAUUUGUGUGGAUUUCCUCCAAGGACAAUGUGUGUACGGCAGUGAUUGCGCUCACCACCACACGGUCCUGCCAUACCACUGGCAGAUCCGCAGGAGCGACACUCAGACGUGGCAAAGCAUCGCAGAUGAAUCCCAGGAACAGCUGGAGAGACUCUACUGCAACCCAGACAAUGACCAAGUCAGACUCAAGUACCAGGGAUCGGUGUUUUCCCUGGACUUUGGAGCCAUGCGGGUGUGUGACCUGAAGUUUGAUCGUGUCCGCCGGCUGUCCACUCCCCCCAAUCCUCUCGCCAUGCCCGUGACGAACCCAAACCCCACCUCUAGCUGUCACACGGUGUGGAAGUACUACUGCAGAGACAACUUUGGCUGGAGGGAAUACUCCGAGCCUGUGGUGAAGCUAAUAGAAAAGGCAACUCUGAGGGGUCUCAAGGAGGUGCGAUUCAUUACGCUCCAGAACCAGUACAUCCUAAACAUCAGGGAGGGCUUCCAGCAGAAUGCCAUGUUUGGCUUCAGGCGUCAGAUCAAGAAGCGGCCCAUGUUCAUGUCCUCGGUGAUGCUUGCCCCUCAUCUAGAGACUUUGGGUGGCAUCGCUUCGUCUCCACUGUCUAGUUCUUCCUCCUCCCUGUCGUCCGCAUCAUCAAUGGAUGUCACGGUGUCGCAUCCGCUCUCCCCGACCAGCACCAACCCGCCGAGCCUUUUCCCAGAGACCUGGUUGCCCAUGGCAGUGAGCCAAGACUUUCUGCAGGUGCCCGUGUCCCGCGACGAUCGCAGCUACAGGACCGUGUACAGCUUGUUCCACAAAACGGUGGCGGAGACCAAGUUCAGGAUCAUUAAGAUACUCCGGGUACAAAACCCUUUCCUCUGGGAGAAGUACAAAAGGAAGAAGGAGUACAUGUCCAGGCGGAUGUCCGAAAUGGACCGGCUGCUGAGCGAGCGUCAUCUCUUCCACGGCACCUCGGCAGACGUUGUGGAGGGCAUCUGCAAGCACAACUUUGACCCGAGGGUCUGUGGCAAACACGCCACCAUGUUCGGCCAGGGCUCCUACUUUGCCCGGAAGGCCGUUUACUCGCACAACUUCUCCAAGCGCUCGCCCAAAGGAGUCCACUGCAUGUUCCUGGCCAAAGUGCUCACUGGCAGGUUUACUGUAGGAAAUCCUUCAAUGCGACGACCGCCGCCCAUCAACCCCCGCGACGCCUCUAGUGACCUGUAUGACUCCUGUGUGGACAACUGGGUGGACCCUCAGAUCUACGUCAUCUUCAACGACGACCAGAGCUACCCAUACUUUAUCAUUCAUUACGAGGAGGUACCCAGCAUGGUAGCCCUCUGAGCACACUUUUUUUUUAGGCUGCUCUGGUGGUUAGCCUCACCUAACUCCACCAAGCAGCUUAAACCGCAUCCGAAGAGACGCUCGCAAACAAAGCUGUCAACUGGAUUCAACCUGACUGGGCUUUUCCGUCGAGAACCACAGACAAGUCCAGACCGGACUCAACUGGACACAAGUGGACUGUCGAGGGACAAAAAUCAAUGUCACUCCCUCAGUACGUUCACAUGCGCUAGAGAACACGCCAACAACUGUGUUACUUAAUACCCGUAAACAUUGAAUUGGAUUUAAUUUUGGAUUGAAAACUGCUUGUGACGGGUAGAAGUGUGCAGUCCAGUACAUGGAGAGUAGGACCUACUACUUGAUGAAUGUGUGCAUGUAAACGUACUGAGAAUUCAGCGGGGGGGAUGACAGCUUGCAACAGUCGUGCUUGGCUGGAGUCGUAAACCGUGUUAACUAGAACAUUCAAGUAAAAUCUAAUGAUAUCGCCCUUACCUUUUAGUAAGUAGUAGACGGUUGGCAUCGUUGAGUUUUGUAUUUCAAGGACGCAGCAACCAACCAACAGAGGCUAACUCGGACCACCCCAUUCAUUAAAAACAACACCAAAAAAAAAAAAAAA